Messenger RNA from Tachysurus vachellii, 991 nucleotides. Its product is annotated as myelin-oligodendrocyte glycoprotein-like. Bases 102 to 596 code for a protein of 164 amino acids. The record is from RefSeq and is a predicted model, not a curated record. Lineage: Eukaryota; Metazoa; Chordata; Actinopteri; Siluriformes; Bagridae. The transcript has 4 exons. Gene Ontology annotation, cellular component: external side of plasma membrane. Gene Ontology annotation, biological process: positive regulation of T cell proliferation; immune response; cell surface receptor signaling pathway.
CUGAAAUAAAGGGUCGUUCGGGAAUGUGUGGUAUUGUUAGUUAGGAUCUCAGAGGCUGGGUUUGGUUUGUCUGUAAUGAUCAAAUCUGUUUAAGAAAAGUUAUGCCUAAUCGAAAUCUUGGGAGCACGUCAAAAAGAUGUUUAUUAUUCUUCAUGGUCUAUCUGCUGAUAUACAAUGUGUUAGUGCAGAACAUUGAGAUUCAUGAAGCCUUCGUAGGUGAUACAGUCAUCUUACCAUGUUCCAUCGACCGCACUGUAGUUAGUGAGGAUGUGUUUUGGCGAGAUGAUGACGGAGCAGUGGUGGUUGAUAUAAUCAAGAAUAAAGAAGAUUUUUAUGAGCAGAGCCCAGAAUACAGAGACAGAGUUCAAACUUUUCCAAAUGAGAUUGAAAACGGAAACUUCUCCAUCAAGCUGAGUAAUGUGACGCUCUCUGACUCGAGAACUUACACCUGCAAAGCCUCUGGAUCUGUUCAGAGUGUAAAACUGAGUGUUAAACAAGCAGAAAAAAUAAUCGUUCCAAGAAAUAGUGACGUCACAAUAAGAACAAGCAGCUUGUUCCUGCUGGGGUUCAGUCUGCUGUACAGUUUGGACUUUUGAAGACAACAUGAAGCUCAAGAUGUAAGUGCUGUAUCAGAAAACAAGAAGUUACGAGGCAAACCUUUAUACAAACCAUACCAGCUUUCACAUUACCAACAAUCUAACAAAGAAAAUAAAACUAAUUUCAUGUAAAAUAAUCUUUGACACUUUUUUUGUUGUUUUGUUUUUUUGUUGUUUUGUUUUUUGCAUUUGUUCACAAAAUGCUGUAAAAUUACAAACAUACUCUGAAUUAACAAACCAACUGUUAUUUGAAGUUUUAUGCUAAUAAUGAAGUACAUUUAUUUUUCACAGAAAGUACAAUAUUUUUAUUCAGUAUUUCUUGUUUUCUUACAUACAAAUGUAUGUGAAUUGACACAAAUUCUCUGUAUGUAAACAUGCAGCUCAUUACAUAAAGC